CGCCUGGUCCCAGGGACGCUCCACAGCCGCACCCGGUCCAGGGCGGCCCGCGGCUUCCUACAACGCUGGGUGGGGGCCAACGGGCCGAAACCGUCAGCGGCACCGGCCCCCGCAGGCUGCAUGGCGCAUGCAAUCUGUUUUCUCUUUUAAAAAUAAAAAAAGUCCCAGAGAAGAUGUAUGUGGUAAGCUUAUCUACAGAACAGGUGUAACAAGAGCCACAGCAGAAUGGAUAACCAUCCUAGUCACUCCAAGGAUGCCAAUGGAAAAUAUAGGUCAGAGGACCAGUCUGUAGUCAGCAGAAUGCAGAAGAAAUACUGGAAGACAAAGCAAGUUCUAAUCAAAGUUACAGGAAAGAAAGAAGACGAGCAUGUGGUUGCAUCUGAUGCAGAGCUGGAUGCCAAACUAGAGGUUUUUCACUCCAUUCAGACGAGCUGUAUAGAUCUUCUAAAGACUAUUGAGAAAUACCAGCAGAGACUCAAUGUUAUGUCUGAGGCGGAAAAUGAGCUAGGGCUCCUUUUAAAGGUUCAAGGAGAGCAAGAUGCUACUAAAGCUGGCAAAAUGAUGGAAGCCACUGGAAAGAUCCUCUGUUCUUCUGCUCAACAAAGGGUAGCCCUUUGUACCCCCUUGUCUCGCCUUGGGCAGGAACUGGCAACAUUCAGUCACAGGGCUGUGUCUGAUACCUUGUUAACUAUUGAUCGUAUGGAGCAGGCCCGCACAGAAUACAGAGGGGCCUUGCUGUGGAUGAAGGAUGUGUCCCAAGAACUGGAUCCUGACACCUGCAAGCAAAUGGAGAAAUUCAGAAAAGUGCAGAUGCAAGUGAAAAAUACCAAAGCCCAGUUUGACAAGUUGAAAAUGGAUGUCUGUCAGAAGGUGGAUCUACUUGGAGCUAGUCGCUGCAAUAUGUUGUCGCAUUUCCUUGCUAUCUAUCAGAUAACCCUUUUGCACUUCUGCAAGAAGACAGCAGGACUGAUGUCCAAAAUCCAUGAGGAGUUCAUAGGUGUCCACCCAUAUCACUCUGUUGCACUUGAGCAACCACAGGAGCCUUCCCUAAACAAUCCCACUGAAGAACAUAAAGAGAAGAUAGAGAAAGACACCAUCAGUACAAACCUUGAUAAGUUAAUUUUGUUGGAUGAUGAAACUUCUAUCAAUUUGGAAAGUGAAGCAGUUUCCAGCAAUCUGCUGGUAGAUUAUUUGGAAGGAGAAGAUUUUGAGAAAGAGCUGUCAUUACUGGAUAACAUACUGAGUCCCUGUUCAAGUGCUGGAGAGAUCAUCCAGGAAUGUCAAAAUGUGCUUGGGAGUCCUCAUACCAGUCUCCUUUCACAUAAUCCUGCUACAGAGUCAGAACCUCUGCCUAGUUCAUCUGGAUUCCUACCUUCACAGCUCCUUGACCUUGGCCUUCAUGCUGCUGGAAGCUUCAGUAGUUGGACAUCUCAGUCAGAAUCUGUGCUGUCUCUUACGCACUCACUGCCUGGUAACCAGCCAUUCCCUUCACACAGCACUCCAAAGAUAUCACCAACGUCUAUGGAGAGCAGUAAUCAAGAUAUGUCAGCCUGGUUCAGUUUGUUUGCAGACUUGGAUCCCCUUUCAAAUCCAGAUGCCAUUGGGCGCUCAGACGAUGAACUCCUCAAUGCUUGACUACAGUUACCCAAUGGACAAGCUCUUACUAUGUCUCACUACAGCGGCCUUAAAUAUAGAACCUUACUUCCUCUUGCUUUUCUAGAGAGGAUUUCAGAUUCUAGCCCAGAAACACAACAUCGAAACUGUAAUCAUAAUGUCAGUCAGUAAAGUCCCAAACUCUAGAAAAAGCAUUAAGGGUGGUGUUGAGAGCAAUUGAGGAAAGUCACUUUAUCUUUGAUGCCUUGGUUUUAUGGCUAUUUUCAAUAUUAUAUGAAAAUAUGGCAAGCUGGUUAGGAUCAACACUGAAAAGGCUCAGUUUCAUCAAGACAAAAUUACAAGACAAACAAAGCUAUAUCAAACUAGUUACUUUCCUGCAUGCCCCUUUCCCCCAAAAAAGAGUUACCUUAUGUCAAUGUGAAAAUGUUAAUUUCCAGAAAAUACUUCAGGACAGAUAGUACCUUGGCUCUUUUACAGGACCCUCAUUAACCUUCAAGACAAUUGCACAUCUUCAGCCAGACCCUCUAAUCUGGCCAAUUUGUGCAUGAGGCAGGACAAAUGGGGAGGGAGCAGAGGUAGUUUUAGAUUGUCUUUGUGACUUCCUGAUCCUGGGGGAAGGCAUGGGCACGUGUGGCUCCCAGCACAACUUUGAACAGCCUCAGGGCUAUUCUAAAUUGCACUAAACUGCCUGUGCUUCCAAGGGCCAGAGUACAGGAGUACACUAGUCACAUCCACUUUUCCCUUUCAGCUAGGCCAGGAAAGGCAUAGAGCCAGUACAUUAGCUGUGAGACUGCUGAGGUAGAGGAUCUCUAGGUACCUGGUUAAACUGGCUUUACAGACACUUGGCUACACUUACAAAUUUGCAGGGCUGCAGCAGGGUGUGAAAACACACCCUCUCCAGCGCUCCAAAUUGCGGCGCUGCAAAGCGCCAGUGUGGUCAAAGCCCCAGCGCUGGGAGCGCGGCUCCCAGUGCUGUCUGUUAUUCCCCACAGGGAGGUGGAGUACGGACUACACUUAGUGCUUCAGUGACAGAGCAGCACAGAAGGCCUGUAUCAUGGGCAGGACACAGCCUAUUCAUUCAAUUAACCUUAGACAAGAAAGCACAGGCCAAAUUCUGCCUUUGUUUGCUACUGCAGGUACUUUAGAGGGGCUGCAGAGAUGGUAAUCACGACUGAAGUUGGCUUACAGUAAAUGCCAUUAGAGUAGCAGUUAUUCUAACAAGGAGCCAUUUUAUUCAUCAGUUACAGAAGUGUAAAACUAUAAACCAGAUAAAGCAGCAGCAGAAUUACCCAGCUUACUCCUCUGUAGAGACAGAAUUUUUCUUUUCAUUGUAUUGUUAAUUAGAUUAAGUAUUUUGUUAAAAAGGGAACAAGUAGAGCUCACCUGUACAUUUUGAGCCUUUGGUGAGUGGGAGAGAUUUAACACCUCAUUACAUGAUCACUUGCAGCAUGUUGGACAACUCACUCCCCCACAUAUACGGUAACUUUUUCUAAUUUUUUUAUUUUGAAUUACAAGUUAAAUCUUGUUGGGCAAGUUUGUAUCUUUUUACCUUCAUGCUUCAGGUUGCUGGGAGCUGUUUACUGUGAUCCAACAAGAUUCUUAAAGAGGAAUAUUAAUGGAUUGGCAGAAUUAUGGUAUGAUGUAAAUCUCAUUGUAAUUAGGUGAGUGGAUGAUUUGUGAUUCAGGUUCAUGAGUGUACCUGCCCCAUCCCAGUUUGGCGGUGGUAGGUCAUAACUAAAGCCAGGCACCUGGUGUGGGGUCUGAUUAUCUCCAGUCAGAUGAAGAUAAUUAAGACAUAAUCCUCAAGUCCUCCGAGACUCUCUGCAAGCCACAAUGGAGGCCAUAGUUUUCUUCUCACUGCAAGACAAGGAAUUCCUGGUACCUCUGUGACUGAUACCCCCCAAAUUCUAGCAAAUCAUGCUACUCUCAGCUCUGGAUCACAAAGACACAGCAAUGAGGUUGCUGCAGGGGAAGAAACCUCUCUACAAGCCCAUUUAGACACUCACUGCUGCAGCAUGGAAAUCUACACUGUACUGCUAAACAGAAAUGUCAUUCGGACAUAAAAUGUGAAGAAAAGUGAAACCAAAAAUUGGUCACAUGUUAUUUGAAAAUGAACACUGAUAUGUAGGAAUUAAUGAGAUUCCAUGUUAGUGCUUAGCAGGAUAAGCAGAAAUUUUAGACUGGAGCACCAUUUUGCUUGCAGCAGUUAGUUUUCAGGCUAAUAUUGAAAUACUUCAUAUAAGCAACUACACCAAGAGGGAUGCAAAAAAGUGUUAUUCAUUACUGAUGUGCUAUUGUAUCAAAACAAAUCCAAGAGUCUUUGAUCUUGGUUAGGGCUGGGGACCUUUUCUGAUGCACGUGCUUUUGCUGCACACCAAGGCCUUAUCUACAUUAAAGGGAAAAGUCGAUCUAAGCUACACAAUUUGAGUUACAUGAAUAGCAUAACUCAAAUCAACAUAGCUUAGAUCUACUUAUUGCAGGGUUCACACUAAGCAGUGUUGAUGGGAGAUGCUCUCCCGUCAACUCCCCUUACUCUUCUCAGUCAGGUGGAGUACAGGAGUUGAUGGGAGAGCAAUUGGCGGUCGAUUUAGCGGGUCUUCAUGAGACCCGCUAAAUCAACUGCCGAUGCAUCGAUCGCCACAGCAUUGAUCCUCCAGUAAGUGUGAACAAGUGCUUAGAGACAAGAAUUUACAUACCCCUGUAUGCAAAAGACUUUUGUGUUAACACUGUUAGGGGCCUGCCUAGUUCUUACUACACAUUGCAUUGGGGAAGGUCUAGAAUAGUUCUACAUAGACUCGUAGACUUAAAGGUCAGAAGGGACCAUUAUGAUCUUCUAUGAUCAUUAUGACCUCCUGCACAAUGCAGGCCAC
Molecule: messenger RNA, 4484 nt
Organism: Mauremys reevesii (Reeves's turtle)
Lineage: Eukaryota; Metazoa; Chordata; Testudines; Geoemydidae
Gene: ICA1L
Product: islet cell autoantigen 1 like
Exons: 14
Coding region: 226-1635 (469 amino acids)
Biological process (GO): regulation of transport
Cellular component (GO): Golgi apparatus
Molecular function (GO): protein domain specific binding
Source: RefSeq, a predicted model, not a curated record